AUGGCUCGCUACACCAAGCCGGGCCUCGGCGUGGGGGGGGAGCUGCUCGCCUGCUCCGAGGAGGCCGUCCUGAUGGGCCGCUGGGGGAGGAGCCGGGAGGAGGAAGAGGAGGAAGAGGAGCGGAGGAGGAGGAGCGGCCGACACACGGCGCCUCCCGUCACACAGGAAGUCCAGGCCACCGCCGCCGGGAGGGAGGAGGGGCGCCUAUCUGCUGCCUCGGCAACAGGGAGGGAGCUAUGUGUCACAGGAAGAGCAUCCGGAGGAGGUCAGGAUGGGGGGGGGUCCAGGGAGCGCACGGUGGAGGUGUAUCAGGUGGCGCAGGAGGAGGAGGAGGCGGUUGCUGUGGCAGCGGCAGGUUUGGCUCUGGAGCACUGCAGCGAGGAGCACAACUACUCCCUCAGCCAGGGGGGGGAGCCGGCAACAGGCCCCGGCCACGACUGUCCAACAGAGGAGGUGCAAGCCAGGGAGACGCAGCAGGAGGUGCGGGGCAUGGAGGAGAGCCAGGCUAAAACUGAGGACGACGAGCAGGAGGAGGAGGAGGGGGAUGAGGAAGAGGAUGAGGAGGAUGACGACGAAGAGGAGGAGGAGGAGGAGGAGGAGGGAGAGGAGGAGACGGCGGUGGAAGCUGAACUCUCCAGCUCCUCAGAAACUGAAUGUGAGGCGGAGGCGGAGCCGGCCCGGCAGCACGGCGAGCGGCCGGCGAAGCGUCGGUGUUUCUGGGAAUACAGACGAGCCCGAGACGCGGCCUCAAAGAAGAAGCUGGGCGGGGACGUCCACUGGUCCCUGUCCUGGAGCUCCAGCACUUUACCCAGCACGCUGUACCGCAGAGAAGGUAAGAAAGGACGCCGCAAAGCUCGAAAGACGGACGCCAGCGACCUCACGCCGAACCCCCAGAAGCUCCACAACAUCGGGGAGCAGCUGCAGAAGCUCAACGCUGCCAUCGACGGCAUGGGGCCGGUCAACGACCUCCCUGCCAUGGCCCGGGCCAGGUCACGCAAGGAGAAGAACAAGCUGGCGUCCAGGGCCUGCCGGCUGAAGAAGAAGGCCCAGCACGAAGCCAACAAGAUCAAGCUGUGGGGGCUCAACCAGGAGUACGAGAACCUGCUCGGCGCUCUGCUGCGGAUCAAGGAGGUGAUCAGGAGGCGAGUGGAGAGCAGCGAGGAGGAGGACACGGACGAGCGGGGGAUGACUCAGCGCCUGGAGGACAUCCUCCGAGAGUCCAGCGGGCCUCUAGUCGCCGGGCGGACCAAAGACUUUGUGCAGAGGAUUCUGGCAGCCAGUCAGAACCAGUGCAAGGAGCCGCUGGGGGCCGGAGACCAGGCAGCCGGGUAAACCCCCCCCAGCACCCCCCUCUCCUCUACAUCUCCUUACUCCACGACCCGGGGCGAGCUACUCGUCACCACCUCCACUCUCUCACUGUGUAAAAGGAAGAGGUGAAGCAGAGGUGGA
Molecule: messenger RNA, 1449 nt
Organism: Pleuronectes platessa (European plaice)
Lineage: Eukaryota; Metazoa; Chordata; Actinopteri; Pleuronectiformes; Pleuronectidae
Product: CREB3 regulatory factor
Exons: 6
Coding region: 1-1332 (443 amino acids)
Biological process (GO): response to unfolded protein; regulation of transcription by RNA polymerase II
Cellular component (GO): nucleus
Molecular function (GO): DNA-binding transcription factor activity, RNA polymerase II-specific; RNA polymerase II transcription regulatory region sequence-specific DNA binding
Source: RefSeq, a predicted model, not a curated record